AGGCAGCUUGGAGGGGAAAAGAGAACAGAAGAGCUACAAAGCAGUUUUGGAAAAUCCCAUGCUCAGAUUCUCGGGGUUGUACCAAGAGACUUGUUCUGACCUGUAUGUCACCUGCCAGGUCUUUGCAGAAGGAAAGCCUCUCGCUCUUCCUGUCCGGACGUCUUACAAAGCUUUCAGCACCAGGUGGAACUGGAAUGAAUGGUUAAAACUACCGGUUAAAUACCCCGAUUUGCCCCGGAAUGCUCAGGUGGCCUUGACAAUAUGGGAUGUCUAUGGACCUGGCAAAGCAGUGCCUGUUGGUGGAACAACAGUCUCUCUUUUUGGGAAAUACGGGAUGUUCCGGCAAGGGAUGCAUGAUCUGAAAGUAUGGCCCAAUGUGGAAGCAGAUGGUUCUGAGCCUACUAAGACUCCUGGGAAAACAAGCAGUACAUUUUCAGAAGACCAGAUGAGUCGAUUAGCUAAGCUCACCAAAUCUCACAGGCAGGGGCACAUGGUCAAAGUCGAUUGGCUGGACAGAUUGACCUUUCGAGAAAUUGAAAUGAUCAAUGAGAGCGAGAAGCGGAGUUCUAAUUUUAUGUAUUUGAUGAUUGAAUUCCGUUGUGCCAAAUGCGAUGACAAAGAAUACGGGAUCGUGUAUUAUGAGAAGGAUGGUGAUGAGGCAUCUCCAAUUUUCACAAGCUCAGAGAUUGUUAAGGUUCCAGAUCCCCAGAUGUCUAUGGAAAACUUGGUGGAAAGUAAACAUCACAAGCUGGCAAGGAGUUUGAGAAGUGGCCCUUCCGAUCGCGAUCUUAAACCCAAUGCUGCCACCCGCGAUCAGCUUAAUAUUAUUGUGAGUUACCCGCCUACAAAGCAGUUAACGUAUGAAGAACAGGAUCUGGUGUGGAAGUUUCGAUACUACCUUACCCAUCAGGAAAAGGCAUUGACCAAAUUCUUGAAAUGUGUCAACUGGCAUCUUCCUCAAGAGGCAAAGCAAGCUCUGGAGCUGUUGGGCAAAUGGAAGCCAAUGGAUGUAGAGGACUCCCUGGAGCUUCUGUCCUCACAGUUCACCAAUCCAACGGUGCGCCGCUAUGCUGUGGCCAGGUUGCAGCAGGCCGAUGACGAGGAUCUACUGAUGUACCUGCUGCAGCUUGUCCAGGCUCUGAAAUAUGAAAAUUUUGAUGACAUCAAGAGUGGGUUAGAGCCCACAAAGAAGGAGACUCAAGGACCAAUGUCAGAAAAUAUGACCACAUCUGGAACGAACGCUUCUGAAAUAGACAGCUCGCAGAUCAUCACGAGUCCUCUGCCCCUCAUUUCUUCCCCACUGCCAACAGCAAAAGUGAAAGAAUCGGUUGACAAUGAAAAUCUUGAGCAAGACCUUUGCACAUUCUUAAUAUCACGAGCAUGCAAGAAUUCCACACUGGCAAAUUAUCUGUACUGGUACGUGAUUGUCGAGUGCGAAGACCGAGACACACAGCAGAGGGACCCCAGGACUCAUGAAAUGUACCUGAAUGUCAUGCGUAGGUUUAGUCAAGCCCUCUUAAAGGGCGAUAAGUCUGUCCGGGUGAUGCGUUCCUUGUUGGCCGCCCAACAGACCUUUGUAGAUCGGUUGGUCCACCUAAUGAAAGCAGUGCAGCGUGAAAGUGGGAAUCGGAAAAAAAAAAAUGAGAGAUUACAGGCUCUUCUGGCAGACAACGAGAAGAUGAACUUAUCGGAUAUUGAGCCUAUUCCUCUGCCUCUCGAACCCCAAGUGAAAAUUAGAGGAAUAAUCCCCGAGAAAGCGACUCUGUUCAAGAGCGCCCUCAUGCCGGCUCAGCUGUUCUUCAGGACCGAAGAUGGAGAUAAAUACCCUGUAAUAUUCAAGCAUGGGGAUGACUUACGUCAAGAUCAACUCAUCCUCCAGAUCAUUUCGCUGAUGGACAAGCUCUUACGCAAGGAGAACCUGGAUUUGAAGCUGACUCCCUACAAAGUCUUGGCUACAAGUACAAAACACGGUUUCAUGCAGUUCAUCCAGUCGGUACCGGUGGCAGAGGUUCUCGCUACUGAAGAAAGCAUCCAGAACUUCUUCCGGAAACACGCACCGAGCGAAACCGGGCCCCAUGGAAUAAGUGCAGAAGUUAUGGACACGUAUGUGAAAAGCUGUGCUGGAUAUUGUGUGAUCACAUAUAUACUUGGAGUUGGAGACAGACAUCUAGAUAAUCUUUUGCUCACCAAGACAGGUAAAGAAUUUGCUUUUUUUCUAUUGUGGCAUCUUCACC
Messenger RNA from Python bivittatus (Burmese python), 2234 nucleotides. The record is from RefSeq and is a predicted model, not a curated record. NCBI's taxonomy places the organism in Eukaryota, Metazoa, Chordata, Lepidosauria, Squamata, Pythonidae.